AUGUCUGCAUAUCUAAGAAGCUGGCUAUCUGGCACGCCAUUUACUAGCUCCUCGUCAAAAACAGAGGUCUCGGUACAAAUCUCUACAGCACCCGCUGAAGAGAAUAAUGGCGACUCGGACGCAGACUCAGAUCGCACAGACACGCCGCCUGUGUUCCCGGCUCCUAACAGCGCACAGCGCCUUGGAUCCUCUUCGAAGAAUGCAAUGAAUACCUCUAAUACACGAUCAAGUCUUCCGAAGGUGCUGAUGGAUACUCAGCUUAUGCCGCCACCUCCUCCAUCUGCCAAUUCAUUGCGCGUACCAGGUGUACCGACGUCUCGUGCUGGAUUAAGUACUAGCUCUAGUGCUUCGUCAAACAGUUUAAUGCCUCCACCAACUGUCUCUGGUACUCUCAGAGUUCCACCGAGUACGACCAAACCGUCUACAAAUAAAUUUCGGGAGAAGGUUGCACUUGCACCUGGAUUUGGUCCUCUUGAUUGGGCAGCACUUAAAUCAUCUGGAGCAGAUCUCCGAGGCGUUGACGACCUGCUGCGCAUAACACCGUCGAUGUUGAAGGAGCAUAACAAGAAAGACGACGCAUGGGCUGUAUUUUACGGCAAAGUGUAUAACAUCACUCCAUACCUUCCCUACCACCCGGGCGGUGAGAAGCAACUAAUGCGCGUCGCAGGGAGGGAUGGUACAAAGUUAUUUGCAUCUACACAUGCCUGGGUCAACGUCGAAUUCAUGCUUGAUGCAUGUCUUGUCGGAUUUCUCGUUUCUGAAUCGUAUGGAUCAUAGAGCAUCACUUGAUAUACCCGUGUCAGAACUUGGAUUAUAGACCAGACAUAGAUUCACUCGUGCUGUGCUUUCGAACCACGGACCAACCCAAUAUUUAACAGUAGACAAUGUGAUCUGUAAAACCUAUAUAUAAUUUAGUGUGCUAAGUUGGAGUCGU
This is a messenger RNA of Fomitiporia mediterranea MF3/22, 934 nucleotides long. Its product is annotated as cytochrome b5. Gene Ontology annotation, molecular function: heme binding. The transcript has 3 exons. Bases 1 to 777 code for a protein of 258 amino acids. NCBI's taxonomy places the organism in Eukaryota, Fungi, Basidiomycota, Agaricomycetes, Hymenochaetales, Hymenochaetaceae. The record is from RefSeq and is a predicted model, not a curated record.